Messenger RNA from Crotalus tigris (Tiger rattlesnake), 1548 nucleotides. RefSeq names its product glutamine amidotransferase like class 1 domain containing 1 (gene GATD1). The record is from RefSeq and is a predicted model, not a curated record. Bases 134 to 793 code for a protein of 219 amino acids. The transcript is spliced from 8 exons. Lineage: Eukaryota; Metazoa; Chordata; Lepidosauria; Squamata; Viperidae.
UGCGCAAGGCGAAAGUUGGGCGGGCUGGUGGGCGGAAAGUGAGGCGAGGUUUCUCUUUUCCAGCCGUGAAGCACAGGUGGCGCCCCGCCAGCUUCCCUUUUCCCCGGGAGGCUUCCACCGGGCCAACGCCAGCAUGUCGGAGAGGCUCAGCAAGCCGACGUGCCUCAUUGUGGCUAGCGCCGCUGCUGCAGGUGUAUCAGCUGAUUCUUUCUUCCACUCUUUUACAUUGGCUAGCUCUGCUUUUAAUCUACAGGUUGCUACCCCAGGGGGGAAGCCAAUUGAUUUUGUUGGGGUUAAUGAAACAAAUAUGCGUUGGAUCCAGGAUUUCCGUAUGAAAUCCUACGCAAAUCCAGCCAAGUUGGAAUCAACAGAUGGUGCAAGAUACCAUGCUUUGUUGAUUCCUGACUGUCCUGGUGCUUUGACAGAUCUAACAAACAGUGGCUACUUAGCUAGAAUAUUGCAGCAUUUCAGUUCGGAGAACAAGCCUAUUUGUGCUAUUGGAAAUGGAGUGGCUGCCUUAUGUUGUGCCACGAAUGAAGACAAGUCUUGGGUGUUUCAAGAAUACAGCUUAACAGGGCCUUCUGUCUAUGAACUUGUAAGACUUCCUAGUUUUGCUAGUUUACCAAUUAUUGUUGAAGAUUUUUCAAAAGAUGCUGGAGCUACUUUCAGUGCCAGCAAGGUAGAUGCAGUUCAUGUCGUGCUUGACAGACACCUUGUCACUGGACAAAAUGAAAAUUCUACUGUGGCAGCUGUACAGAAUCUUAUUUUUCUCUGCAAUGGCAGCAGAAAAUGAUGGAAAUAUCCCUGUGACUGAGCAGAAUAAAUGAACAUGGAAGAAUUAUUUGACUUGUGAAAAUUGCUAACCUUUCAUUUAUCAACCAAUAGAGAACACAGCUGAUUUCUAAAGGUGGCAUUUUGUAGCUCAAGAACAAAUAAUAUUCUUAAAUCUAUAUAGUAAGGCUUGCCUGUUAUCAGAUGUGACAGUAUUCAUAGACAUUCAUUGUUUGUAUGAGUAUAAGAAUAAUAUAUUUUCUCCUACCUCGCACUUUCAUAAACUAAGGAUAAAUUGAUUUGAAAGAUUUCAGUUAUAGUUCCCUGUGUUUCUGAACUUCCAUCAACUGUAGUCUGUUUAAAUCAUUUCUUCUUAGCUAAGUUUCCCAUUUUGCUUGAUCUGGCAAAACCAGUGUAAGAUAUGGGCUGAAUAAGUAAUCUGAUAAAUCAAGGCUGAAUCUAUUAGCUCCACGUUAUCAUUUCAGAUUGUGAAUUAAGUUUCAAGCUAUGGGAUUAUGAAGUGACUUUCUCUUUUCAUAUAUAGGAAUACAUGUUGUAAAGUUUACAAUGAGAGAUAUUAGUGAUAUUACUAAUAACAAGUGAACUUCAAAAAAAGGAACAAUUAACUGUAAAAAUAAUUUUAAAAUGGGAUAGGUUAACUUUAUUUAAUGAGUUAGUGUUUUCCAUGUGUUCAUUCGUUGUAGCAUGACAAUAGCGGUUCAUUUAUUUUGCUUACUAUAGAAAGCUUUUGAUUGAUUAAAUUUUUACUUCAGUUUU